Doryrhamphus excisus (bluestripe pipefish) is the source of this 2913-nucleotide messenger RNA. It is a transcript of the gene ddx54, whose product is annotated as DEAD (Asp-Glu-Ala-Asp) box polypeptide 54. The record is from RefSeq and is a predicted model, not a curated record. Gene Ontology annotation, molecular function: RNA helicase activity; ATP binding; RNA binding. NCBI's taxonomy places the organism in Eukaryota, Metazoa, Chordata, Actinopteri, Syngnathiformes, Syngnathidae. Gene Ontology annotation, cellular component: nucleus; cytosol.
CAGAAGAAGAAAAGGAGGAAGAAACCCCAUCACACGUGUUUACAACAUGGCGGCCUGAUUCGACUCGCUGCUUUUCAACAUAACAUGAAGUCUUUAAACUAGAUUUUGUUCUGCUAACACGUUCCCUGAAAGCUUAAGAGGAACAACUUCAACAACGUCAGCAUGGCGCAGAAGAAGAAGCUGACCAAAAAGAAGAGAAGAGAGCCAGAGGUGGACUCUGACGGCGGAGACUUCGAACUGGCUGCUGAAAUCAAAGACGAUGAUCUACCAGGGAGGAAGCUGUUGCGGUUCCCAGCCACUUCAGACUGCCUGUCGGAUGUGGAGCCCGACACCAGGGAGCUGGUCCGAGCCCAAAACAAGAAGAAGAAGAAGUCCGGAGGCUUUCAAUCCAUGGGACUCUGUUACCCGGUUUUCAAAGGAGUCAUGAAGAAAGGUUACAAAGUUCCAACUCCAAUCCAAAGAAAGACUAUUCCAGUCAUUUUAGACGGCAAAGAUAUCGUAGCCAUGGCUCGGACAGGCAGCGGAAAGACGGCCGCCUUCCUGGUGCCGAUGUUUGAGAGGCUGAAGGCGCCGCAAGCCCAGACGGGAGCCAGGGCUCUCAUCCUGACUCCCACCAGAGAGCUGGCUCUUCAGACCAUGAAGUUCACCAAGGAGUUGGGUAGGUUCACCCGCUUGAAGACUGCACUGAUCCUUGGUGGAGACAGAAUGGAGGACCAGUUUGCUGCACUGCACGAAAACCCUGACAUAAUCAUUGGUACCCCUGGUCGUCUCAUGCACGUCAUCCAGGAAAUGAACCUGAAGUUGCAAAACGUGGAGUAUGUGGUGUUUGAUGAGGCCGACCGGUUGUUUGAAAUGGGCUUUGCCGAGCAGCUCCAGGAGAUCAUUCGGAGGCUUCCUGACACCAGACAGACGCUGCUGUUCUCCGCCACUCUGCCCAAACUGCUGGUGGAGUUCGCUCGAGCUGGGCUGACUGAACCUGUACUGAUUCGCUUGGAUGUGGACUCCAAGCUCAGUGACCAGAUCAAGCUGUCUUUCUUCCAUUUACGAGUGGACGACAAGCCGGCCUUACUCCUCCACCUCCUGAGGAACGUGGUAAAACCUCAGGAGCAGACGGUGGUCUUUGUAGCCACCAAACAUCACGUAGAGUACCUUAAGGAGCUGCUGUCGUCAGAAGGCGUGGAGUGCGCUUACAUCUACAGCGCCCUCGAUCAGACGGCCAGGAAGAUCAACAUUGGGAAGUUUGUGCACCGCAAAGCCAUGGUGCUCCUUGUGACGGAUGUCGCAGCUCGAGGGAUAGACAUCCCCCUGCUGGACAAUGUCAUCAAUUACAACUUUCCUUCCAAAUCGAAGCUCUUCUUACACAGAGUUGGUCGUGUGGGCCGAGCGGGUCGUAGUGGCACCGCCUACAGUAUGGUUUGUGCUGACGAGAUGGCUUUUGUGUAUGACUUACACCUUUUCCUCGGGAGACCUGUUCACCUGGCCACAUUGGAGCACACACCAGAUUUAGAUGGAGUCUUUGGUCGCGUCCCUCAGAGCAUCCUGGACGAUGAAGGGGGCAACCUGAUUACGGCACACAGCAACUCCAUGGAUCUACAGAACCUGCACCGGAUAUCUGAGAACGCCUACAAGCAGUACCUCAAGUCUAGACCCAACCCCUCUGCAGAGUCCAUCAGACGAGUGAAAAACAUGGAUGUGUCCUGCAUGGCCGUCCAUCCCUUACUGGGUUCUGGUUUGGAGAAAACUGAAUUUGAGCGCCUUCAGAUAGUGGAUGCUAUCAAGGGCUACAAAACCAAAGCGACCAUCUUUGAAAUCAACUCCAGCUGCAAGACGCUUGCCAGUGAGGUGAUGCGGGCCAAACGCUCUAAGGACUCGAGGCUGGUGGACAAGUUCAGCAGGGACAGAGAAAAUCUGGCUGCAGAGGGACGCCUUCAUCAGACAAACGAUAUUGCUGCGGACGAAGAGGCGUCCGAAACUUGCAAGGACGAUGAUGCACUACAGGAGGUCUUCUCGGAGGUGGUCGGGGGAAAGCGGAAGUGCCAUGAGAAUGGAGGAGAAAACCGUCCAAAGAACAAGCGAGGCAGACAGACGGGCAAAGAUGAGGAGUACUACAUCCCCUACAGACCGAAAGACUUCAACUCAGAAAGGGGGUUAAGUCUGAGCGGAGAGGGCAGCGCCUUUGAAAAGCAAGCAUCGUCUGCCGUCCUGGACCUCAUGGGAGACGAGGGAGACCGAUUAAACCAGCACAAGAAAAUUAUGAGAUGGGACAGAAAGAGGAAACGUUUCAUUAUGGAAACAGGAAAGGGGGACGAGAAGAAGAAGAUAAAACUGGACGGUGGUCAAGUCAUCAACAACAAGAAGAACAAAAAGAACUUCUAUGAGGAGUGGAAGAAGAGAUACAGGGUUGAUGACGGUGGGUCGGGCUCGGAUGGAGAGGGAGGUGCAGGAGGAGGAGGGAGGAAGCCAGUAAGAGGGCGUGGCCGUGGUCGCCCGAGCUCCUCGGGACCGCAGCGCUCGUCGAGCGGCAAAGCCGUGCGCUCCGAGCUGAAGUCCAGCCAGCAAAUCCUGAAGCAGCGUAAGAAGCGAGAGAAGCACCAGUUCCUGCAGAGCGGAGGCCUUAAGAACCUGCGCAAUAAGAACAAAAAAUGGCUUGCAGAAGUUAAGAAGUCUGGUUUUGGUCGCGGCGGACACAAGAAGGGGAAGAUGAAGAAGAGACUGUGAGGGGAGGGAGAAUGAACAUUGUCAUUAUGAUGCCCGAAAUCUUAAGUAUUCUGAUAGUGGAUACAAUUUAAGAUACCCUACUCUGGACUCUAAGCGAGAAUAUUUUGUCAAUUCAAUGUUUUAGGUGUGUUUGAGAGCGAACUGUGUAAAUCAUGGAAAUACAGGUAUAAACAGGCCAGUUUUUGUCAUGUCGUC